Messenger RNA from Hydra vulgaris (swiftwater hydra), 1854 nucleotides. Its product is annotated as mucolipin-2. The record is from RefSeq and is a predicted model, not a curated record. Gene Ontology annotation, cellular component: plasma membrane; lysosomal membrane. Gene Ontology annotation, molecular function: NAADP-sensitive calcium-release channel activity. Gene Ontology annotation, biological process: monoatomic ion transport; transmembrane transport. Lineage: Eukaryota; Metazoa; Cnidaria; Hydrozoa; Anthoathecata; Hydridae.
AAAUUAUUAAUUGUAUUUUCUAAUUUUAUUUUCAAAGAGUUUUCAAUAUUCAAGUUUAUUAUCUGUUUUUAGACAGUAUUUAAUUGUAUAAAUAGUGACCUCGAUAUGAAAUCAAGAAUCUUAUGAAAUUUUUUGUUUCAAAUGGGUUAAACAUGACUAAAUUUGUCUUUUGAAGCUGCAAAAAUGGCGGAAAAAGAUAUACUGCAUAAAUUGAAGUACCAUUUUAUGUCACCAUAUGAAAAGUAUAGGAAACAUGGAAGAAAGCCAUGGAAAUUAAUAAUUCAAAUUUUAAAAAUUUUUAUGGUAACUGCACAGGUUAUUUUGUUUGGCACAGAUCGUUUUGCUUUUAUCGCAUUUAUGAAAAAUACACAAAAUGCAUUUAAAAAUCUUUUUAUUCAAUCAUACAAUGGUGUUACACCAUUCUUUAUCAUUGAUAAAGAUACACUUAUUGAUGCAAUCAUAUAUACUAAUGAAACAUAUUAUGACUUGAUGGAAAUAUCAAUUGGUAAGUUUCGAUAUGCAGGUUUUGUAGAGAAUAAUCCUUCACCUAUAUUAAUAUGUUUGAAGCAGUAUCAGUAUGCUAAUGGUAAUAUUAGUCUUGGAAUAGAUCAAGAUGCAGCAACAAGAGAAGAUUGCGUAGAGAUGUUUUCAGAAUCUAUUUUAAGUUUUAAAUUACAACAGAAUGGUUUCUUUGACAGUGUGGUUUCCAUUCAUUUAAAGUUUAGUUUAAGUGUUGUCUUUUGGAAUGGUUUAAAGCGGCAUCAUGUUCCUGAAUGUUUUGAAAUGCAAAAUAAUAUAGUUUUUGACAAUUCAUAUCAUGAUGGUCAACUUCGUGUUAAUCUUGAAAUGAGUGAAGAUAUUUCUAAUUGUCCAGAUAAUUAUGCGCUAUUGGGAGAAGGUAACAAAAUAUUUCAGAAUCUUAUGAUUAUAUUUGACAUCCUGGUUAUCUUGAUUUGUACCCUUUCAAUUUUGCUUUGUAUUCGAUCUCUUACAAAAUCUAUGAUGCUGGCAGAAGCUGCUCAAAAGUACUUUGCUACUUACAAGAAUGAAAAGCUUACCAAAUGGGAUUUGCUGGAAUUUAUUAACAAGUGGUUUGCAGUUAUUGUUAUUAGCGAUUUGUUUUCUAUUAUUGGCUUUACUACCUAUAUAAUUCAUUUUGAUGAAAGAGAUAUUCAGUUUUACAAUAUUUGCAGUGUGCUGCUAGGUCUUGGAGUGGUGCUAGCUUGGAUUGGCAUGUUGCGCUUUUUUACCUAUUUGAAAUCAUUUAAUAUUUUAUUGAUUGCUCUACGUUAUGCAGCACCGAAUCUAAUUCGUUUUACGUUUUGCGCCGUGUUUAUUUUUACUGGUUUCACAUUGUGUGGAUGGAUAGUCAUGGGUCCGUAUCAUCCUAAGUUCCAGACGUUUUUGUCCACGGCUGAAGGUCUAUUCUCAUUACUUAAUGGCGAUGAUAUAUAUGCAACAUUUUUAAACAUGAGCCCUAUGAACACCUCUGUUUGGGUGUUUAGCAAAAUCUACUUAUACGCUUUUAUAUCAUUGUUCAUUUACAUCGUGCUGAGUACAUUUAUAAAUAUAGUGGGCGACACUUACGAAAAACUUAAGGACUGGGGAAGAAUGCAUCCUACACGCAUUGAAGUUUUCAUGAAGGGUUGCUUAACCUCAGGGACUGGCAAUAAAGGAUUUGCACCGACUUGUUGUAGAUGUAUACGAGAAUAUAUAAUGAAGGAAUCUCUAGAAACUUUAUCUUCAAGACGGUUGUCUGUUAUAUCAGCAUCCUUCGAAUGAUUUAAUAUUUUAUAUCUGUAAAUAACAUUAGACGUUUGUACAUAAUUAUCAAUUGUUUUAUAAAUCAUAUUU